Nicotiana attenuata is the source of this 1206-nucleotide messenger RNA. RefSeq lists its product as uncharacterized. NCBI's taxonomy places the organism in Eukaryota, Viridiplantae, Streptophyta, Magnoliopsida, Solanales, Solanaceae. The transcript has 3 exons. Bases 1 to 1206 code for a protein of 401 amino acids. The record is from RefSeq and is a predicted model, not a curated record.
AUGGAGGGUCUAAAUAACAUGAUAAAGGUAGCAAAUAACAAUAGGUGGAUGACUGGUUUUAAGGUGGCAAGUAGUGUAGGUGGAAUGGAGGUAACUCAUCUACUAUAUGCAGAUGAUACUUUGGUAUUUUGUGAUGCAAAAGAAGAAGAGUUAAGACAUCUCAAGAUAAUUCUAACAAUUUUUGAGGCAGUCUCUGGUCUACAUGUCAAUUGGAGGAAAAGCCUUAUUUUUCCAGUAAAUGAGGUAACUGCUAUACAAAGACUGACAGGCGUUCUUGGAUGCACAGUUGGAACUCUUCCUACAACCUACUUAGGUUUGCCAUUGGGUUCUAAAAACAAGUCGUUAGACAUUUGGAGUAGGGUGUUAGAAAGAUGUGAGAAAAGAUUGGCGAAGUGGAAAAGCCAGUACAUAUCCCUGGGGGGCAGAGUAACAUUGGUUAAUAGUGUCUUAGAUGCACUUCCCACAUACAUGAUGUCCCUUUUUCCAAUUCCUACAAAAAUAGAGAAAAGGAUUAAUGUUAUGAGAAGGAAUUUCAUCUGGCAAGGAAAUAAAGAGAAGGGAGGUUAUCACUUGGUUAACUGGAAGGUUUUGACACAAGCCAAGAAAUCUGGGGGCUUAGGCAUAAGAAACUUAAGACUACAUAAUAAAAGCCUACUCAUGAAAUGGCUUUGGAGGUUUGGCAGGGAAGAUGAAACUUUAUGGCGACAGGUCAUCAUUGAAAAAUAUGGACUAGAGGGACAAUGGAUACCUAGAGCAGUGACAACAACAUACGGGGUUAGUGUCUGGAGGUCCAUCAGGGCUUAUUGGCCUCUUUUUGCUGAAAAUAUUUCUAUUGUAGUAGGGAAUGGGAGGAAAACAUCCUUUUGGAAUGAUAACUGGCUAGGACAUGGACCUUUGAAAGACCUUUUCAGUGACAUGAAAGUUCUGAGUUUGAAUAAUGAAGCCACAGUGGAAGACAAUUCGAAAUUUGAGGGGCUUGGUCGAUAUUUGAAGGGGAAGAAGGACAGAUAUAGGACGAGGGAGGUCUGGUGGUUAAGGGGUAUCGAUUUGGGGGUGUUUGGACAAGAGGAGAGUGAGAUGGUUCUAUGGUGCAUUUUUGGACGGAAAAGGAGCAUCGCCGGCGGCGGCGGCGAUUUCCGGCCGGCGGCGCUAGGGCGAAGGGCGGCGGAGACGGUGGUGAUAAAAACGGAUCUGAGAGAUGAUUGA